GUCUCUGACUUCUGUCUGUAAUGCUGGAGAACAGCAGAUGCUGCAGACACCAGUGAAGAUGUGUUCAGUGAAGCUGCUGGACUGCAGAAACCUGAUGAAGACGAGAGGAGAAACCACAGAAGAGGAACAGCAGAUGAUGCAGACACCAGUGAAGACUGAAGUGAAGCAGGAGGAGAUAAAAGAAGAAAUCACAGCAGAGGAACAACAGAGAAAUGAGGAUUUUAUUUCUUCAGAGCUGAUGGAAGUGAAAGAGGAACAUCAAGAGCUGAAUGAAGUGGAGAAGAAAUUUCAGUACCAGAAACAUCAUGAUUUAAUAACUGUUGAAGAAUCUUUGAGUUGCUCAAAGACUAGAAUGAUUUUCUCACUAAAAAAGCCUCAAAGAGCAGCCAAAUUUUUUUUCACCUGCUCUCCGUGUGGAAAGAGUUUCACAUGUAAAAGCCAGCUUAAUAAACACAUGAGAGUUCAUACUGGAGAAAAGCCUUUCAUGUGCCAUCAGUGUGGGAAAAGUUUAGCAGAUGCAGACCAUCUCAAAGAUAAUCUCUGCUGUCACUCUGGAGAAAGAUCAUUUGAAUGUGAUAUAUGUGGUAAAACAUUCGUUUUGGAUUCAUGCCUAAAGCGACAUCUGAAAGUGCACUUAAAAGAGAAGACUUACAAGUGUUCUAUUUGUGGAAAGAGUUUUGCAGACCUGUCCUAUUUUAAAGAGCAUCAGAAAGUACAUACCGGCGUGAGGGCUCUCAUGUGCUUUGAAUGUGGGAAGACCUUUACAACAGCCGGUAUCUUAAAUCGGCACCAAAAAAUUCAUACUGGAGAGAAACCAUACAAGUGCUCACACUGUGGAAAGAGUUUCAAUCUGUCACACAACCUGAAAACUCAUGAGAGAAUCCAUACUGGAGAAAAACCUCACAAGUGUUCACACUGUGAAAAGAGAUUCUCUCAGUCACAAAGCCUGAUAAAACAUGAGAGAAUUCAUACUGGAGAAAAACCUUACAAGUGCUCACACUGUGGAAAGAGUUUCACUCAGUCAGAAAGCCUGAUAAAACAUGAGAGAAUUCAUACUGGAGAAAAACCAUACACGUGCUCACACUGUGGAAAGAGUUUUAACCAAUCUGCUCAUCUACAGCAACAUCUAAAAAAGUAUUGCCCAAGUAGUCACAGUGAGCAAAAAUGAUCUUCAUGUGCAGCAGUACCAAGUAGAUUGUUUCAUAUUAACCCAAAGAUGCAGCGUCUCUCAAAAAAGCAGCAUCAUCUGAAGGCAACAGUUUACAUCGGUUUUUCCGUGUUCUAGAUCGCUCCGCGAGCAGACUAGUUUUCCUCGACAAUCGGACAGUUCUCGUCUGUGCGCAUUGUUGCCAUUUGCACUUAAAAGUGUAUCACAAAGCAGUCGUGGUGCUCAGGUGUUGCCCGUGUCAGUAUUUGCUUGUGGUCAAAAGAGUAUACUUUGAAAGGCUGAGCGCUAGGGCUGGGCGAUAUAUCGAAUAUUAAUGAUAUAAUCGAGAUAAUUUUGCUGACGAUGUAAAAUUGACCAAUGUCGUGAAUAUCACGAUGAUUUUAAUGUGCUUUCAUUUGGCCAUUAUGUUUAAUAAAGAGCGCAUCAGUAGACUAAUUUCACGAUCCUUCAGGGCUGCGCAAUUAAUCAAAAUAUCAUCAAAAUGGCA
Messenger RNA from Myxocyprinus asiaticus (Chinese sucker), 1655 nucleotides. Its product is annotated as gastrula zinc finger protein XlCGF17.1-like. The transcript has 2 exons. Gene Ontology annotation, molecular function: DNA-binding transcription factor activity; RNA polymerase II cis-regulatory region sequence-specific DNA binding. Gene Ontology annotation, biological process: regulation of transcription by RNA polymerase II. The record is from RefSeq and is a predicted model, not a curated record. Lineage: Eukaryota; Metazoa; Chordata; Actinopteri; Cypriniformes; Catostomidae. The coding region runs from base 38 to 1168 and encodes 376 amino acids.